AUGUUUGUGUUGUACCUUGCAUUUGCUGUGUGUGGGUCUUUGAGGAAGGCUCUUCUUGAGGAUGGGGAUGUGCAGAGUGCGAUUGAUGCUUGUGAAACAAGGCAGGAGCCGCUUGACCAUUUCUAUGCAUAUUUUGUCAAGAAGGUGUUUAUGGGUAAGGGAGACGAGGCGCUGGCUGCAUAUGUGCUGUCGAAUGGGGAUGAAGCUCGGAGCAUGGUUCUUGGAUCUGUGGCAAUAAACUCCGGUAGCUCAGACAAAGACCUGAAGCUUGCUGCAGACUUGCUUUGGAGAGAGUCCUCAAGGGUGUCCAUGAAGUACCUGCGCAAUCCGCAUGAGUUUGCAGCAAUGGAUCGGUUUGAAAGCCUGGACAAGAAGUUUUUGCCGCCCAGGGCAGUUUCUAACAUUAUUACUAUGGUCUAUUCUGGAGACGAGGCGUCUGGAAGGCUGUUUCUGUCGUUGCUUGAUAGGAAGCAGCUGUUAUUGAAGGAUCAUACUCAGACAGUGGUGUAUCUUGCACAGAAGGGACAUGGACGAGCACUUGGAUAUCUUGGCGAGAUGCAUUACUAUGGAAUAGGCGUGGAGAAGUCUCUUGAGAAGGCGAUGUAUUUCUACUCGAAGGCGAAGGAAAUAAAUGAUGCAAUAGGGAUGUGUGGAGUGGGAAAGGUGCUGCUUUCAUCGGAGUAUAUGGACAGGAAGAACGCACGGCAUGCACUGGCUCGUACAGCAAGAUUCUCACGCUUUGGUGAGAUUGAGUAUCUGCUGUAUCUAUUGAACUCGAACAGGCUGCUUUUGAAUGCAGAAAUCCAUAUGGAGAAUGCAUUGAGGCAAGGAUAUCUUCCUGCAAUACACAUGGAUGGAAUGGGAUACUACCUGCAGGGCGAAUAUGCAAAUGCAUGUGCCAGGUAUCAGGCAGUCCUGGAGUACUCUGAUUUAGCGGUUGAGUUGAAGAGCAUGGCGCAGAAUGACUUUGCAGCAGGAAGAUACAGACAGAGUGUAAUUGGAUUGCUUAUGUGUGCAGAGCUUGGAUCGAUGUCUUGCAUGCAGAAUGCAGUGUAUGUGCUUGAGAGGCAUUGGCUGUUUGAGAAGCAGCAUGAGAUUCUUCUAUGGCUGUAUAUGCAGCUUCUUCAGAGAGGAGAUCAUGAGGUGGUUAAUAGGAUAGGAGAUGCGUAUUUCUAUGGACGAGGAGUGGCAAGGUCGUACAGGGAUGCAUUGGCAUACUACAUGUCUGCAGCACUGAUGAAUAGUGCAGAAGGGCACUACAAUGUUGGAUACAUGUAUGAGCAUGGAUAUGGGGUUGAGAAGAGCCUUAUGAGUGCUCUGCGGCACAUAAUGAGGAUACAAUCGACGGAUGAGGUGUAUUUGCUACUGUUCUAUACGUAUAUACGGCUUGGGAUGAAGUUUGUUAUAGGAAGUGUGCUGAAUAGGUAUGUGGUGGGGGUUUGUGCAGGAUGGAUGGGGAUAAGAAGGAUGUGCAAGAUUGGCAUGAGGAAGGAACUGAGGGAGAAUGCCGGAAAGAAGGACGGGUGA
Molecule: messenger RNA, 1527 nt
Organism: Ordospora pajunii
Lineage: Eukaryota; Fungi; Microsporidia; Ordosporidae
Exons: 1
Coding region: 1-1527 (508 amino acids)
Biological process (GO): ERAD pathway
Cellular component (GO): endoplasmic reticulum membrane
Molecular function (GO): protein binding
Source: RefSeq, a predicted model, not a curated record